Molecule: messenger RNA, 2056 nt
Organism: Myotis davidii
Lineage: Eukaryota; Metazoa; Chordata; Mammalia; Chiroptera; Vespertilionidae
Product: testis-specific serine/threonine-protein kinase 1
Exons: 1
Coding region: 706-1926 (406 amino acids)
Biological process (GO): microtubule cytoskeleton organization; protein phosphorylation; intracellular signal transduction
Cellular component (GO): cytoplasm
Molecular function (GO): tau-protein kinase activity; protein serine/threonine kinase activity; ATP binding
Source: RefSeq, a predicted model, not a curated record
GAUGCCCGCAGGAGACCCUCAGAUGGCCCCAACCAGCGUGUUCUUGUCUCCUGCUGGGACCCUGACUGUCACAGCCACCAGCCCGUCCCAUCAAGCAGGCCUGCCUCUGGGCCGUGGUCGGCAGACUCAUUGGUCCACACAGCCAAGUAUCAACAAGACAACGAUCGAAAUUUCUUCUGAGAGCCAAAUUUUUUAAACUUAAACUAUAUAGGUAGGUACAUUAUUAUUAACUUAAUUAGGGUCCUCCUAAGGGUUAGGAAGAGCCACACUCAAGGGGCCAAAGAGCCGCACGGGGCUCACGAGCUGCAGUUUGCCCACCACGGCUCUGGGCUGAGGCGUGGACAGACCAUGUGUCCCCACAGCCUCCCCCCACAGCCAAAUGUGAGACCGCUCUCUGCAGGCCGCCUGUCCCCCCGCCCCGACUCCCGUGGGCUCCAGCUCACUGGUCUGCCUUCUGGGUUCCGAGUCCCAGUGGCUCAAGCCGGAGCCUCGCCCCCCGCCCCCCCCAGAGCACCCUUCCUUUAUGACUUCACCCACUGAAGUCACUGGACAAUGCUGAACGUUCUAUCCCAGAGCUGGGGCCUCCAGGAGGCAGGGGCAGCCGCCCGGCCAGCCCAGAGGACUCUCCAGUAGACGGGGACACCGCUGGCCCAUGUCUCACAGGGGUGGAGGGCAGCUUCAGAGGCACGGGGUGCUCCUGGCACCAUGGAUGAUGCCGCCGUCCUCAAGAGACGAGGCUACAUCCUGGGGAUCAAUUUGGGAGAGGGCUCCUAUGCAAAAGUCAAAUCCGCGUAUUCUGAGCGCCUGAAGUUCAACGUGGCGGUCAAGAUCAUUGACCGCAAGAGAGCCCCCACAGACUUCUUGGAGAAGUUCCUUCCCCGAGAAAUCGAGAUUCUGAUCAUGCUCAACCACCGCUCCAUCGUCAAGACCUACGAGAUCUUCGAGACGUCAGAGGGCAAGGUCUACAUCAUCAUGGAGCUCGGGGUCCAGGGCGACCUCCUCGACUUCAUCAAGAGCCGGGGAGCCCUGCGCGAAGACGAUGCUCGCAAGAAGUUCCACCAGCUCUCCUUGGCCAUCAAGUACUGCCACAACCUGGACAUCGUCCACCGAGACCUCAAGUGCGAGAACCUGCUCCUCGACAAGGACUUCAACAUCAAGCUGUCUGACUUCGGCUUCUCCAAGCGCUGCCUGCGGGACGAGAGCGGCCUGCUGAUCCUGAGCAAGACCUUCUGCGGGUCGGCGGCCUACGCGGCCCCCGAGGUCCUGCAGGGCAUCCCCUACCAGCCCAAGGUCUACGACAUCUGGAGCCUGGGCGUGAUCCUCUACAUCAUGGUCUGCGGCUCCAUGCCGUACGACGACUCCAACAUCAAGAAGAUGCUGCGCAUCCAGAAGGAGCACCGCAUCAACUUCCCGCGCUCCAAGCACCUGACGAACGAGUGCAAGGACCUCAUCUACCGCAUGCUGCAGCCCGACGUCCACCGGCGGCUGCACAUCGAGGAGAUCCUCAGCCACUCGUGGGUGCAGCCCAGGCCCCGGGGCCUCAGCAAGGAGGGGGGGGGGCUCCUGGGCACUGAGCCCCUACAGGUCCCGGAGCCCUCGCGGACCCCUGAGCCCUCGAUGACUACCCAGCACUCGCGGACCCCUGAGCCCUCGCAGACUACCGGGCACUCUCGGACCCCUGAGGCCUCGCGGACCCCUGAGGUCUCGCGGACGACCGAGCCCGGCUCUGACAAGAAGUCUAUCUCCCACCAGGAGCCCCAGGAGGAGGCACAGCCUGAGGUGAUGCCAGAGUCAAAGCCCCAGGAGGAAACGGAGCAAGGGCAGGUCUCCAGGCAGCUGGAGAGCACGAGCCUGAUCGCCCCCACAGGGCAGCGGAGCAGUGAGACAGUGGAGGGGCGCUCUCCAAAGCCCCCACAGACCCAGUGAGCCUCUCACCGGGCCCAGGGGCUGGCAGGGAAGGAGGCGGAGACGCAGCUUUGAGCCUGGGCUCCAGACAGGUGAGACCCAAGAGGUGAAGGACAACCCCCAGAUGAGCCACUAUUUUUGUCAAUUUCCC